Molecule: messenger RNA, 1488 nt
Organism: Sinocyclocheilus rhinocerous
Lineage: Eukaryota; Metazoa; Chordata; Actinopteri; Cypriniformes; Cyprinidae
Product: E3 ubiquitin-protein ligase TRIM39-like
Exons: 7
Coding region: 1-1488 (495 amino acids)
Molecular function (GO): protein binding; zinc ion binding
Source: RefSeq, a predicted model, not a curated record
AUGUGGCGCACACUCAAUAAGUGCUGGGACAACAGCCAGACCUGCAGCUGUCCUUACUGUAAAGAAACAUUCAGCCAAAGACCCGAUCUCAAGAUUAAUACCACACUGCGAGAGCUCGUAGGUCACUAUAAGAAGAAAACACCUGAGAAAAAACCUGAAGUUCUGUGUGACAUCUGCGAGGAAAGAAAGCUCAAAGCCCUAAAGUCGUGUGUGGUGUGUCAGAGCUCUUACUGUGAAACUCAUCUGGAGCGUCAUUUGAGAGUGGCAGCUUUAAAGAAACACAAACUGAUGGAGCCUGUGAGUAAUCUGGAGGACUAUAUAUGUCAGACACAUGAGAGACCUCUGGAGCUGUUCUGUAGAGACGAUCAGACAUGUGUGUGUCUGAUGUGUCAUGUGACAGACCACAAGAACCACAAGACUGUUCCUCUAGAAGAGGAGAGUGAAGAGAAGAAGACUCAACUGAUAAAGACACAGAAAGACGUGCAGCAGAUGAUCCAGGAGCGAAUCGAGAAGAUUGAAGACAUCCAACACUCAGCAGAAAGAAACACAGAGGAGGAGAAAGCAGCCCGUGUUGAGCUCUUCACUGAUCUCAUCCGCUCCAUUGAGAGAUGCCAGACUGAACAGCUGGAGAUGAUGGAGGAGCAGCAGAAAGCAGCAGAGAAACAGGAGAAAGAGCUCAUGGAAGAGCUGGAGAAGGAGAUCAGUGAGCUAAAGAUGAGAAACACUGAGCUGGAGCGGCUCUCACACACUGAAGAUCACCUCCACCUGCUACAGAUUUACUCAUCCCUCUGCAGCCCUAGAAACAGCAGGAACUGGCCUGAGAUCAGUAUGAAGACUCAUGUGAGUCUGGAGACUCUGAGGAGAGCUCUGACUCAACUGCAGCACACUCUAGAUGAGAAACUCACAAAAACUGAGCUGAAGAGGAUGCAGCAGUAUGCAGUGGAUGUGACUCUGGAUCCUGAUACAGCUCUUCCAAACCUCAUCCUGUCUGAUGAUGGAAAACAAGUGAGACUUGGAGACGUUAGACAGAACCUCCCAGACAAUCCAAAGAGAUUUGAUAAUUGUAUAUAUGUCCUGGGAAAGGAGGGAUUCUCCUCAGGGAGAUUUUAUUUUGAGGUGCAGGUGAAGGGAAAUACUGAUUGGGAUUUAGGAGUGGUCAGAGAAUCCAUUAACAGGAAGGGAGAGAUCACACUGAGUCCCAGGAAUGGAUACUGGACUGUGGUCCUGAGGAAUGGUUAUGAAUAUGAAGCCUUUGCUGGUCCCUCUGUCGCUCUGUCUCUGAGAGUGAAGCCGCAGCGGGUCGGUGUGUUUGUGAAUUAUGAGGAGGGUCUGGUCUCCUUUUAUGAUGUGGAGUCCAGCUCUCAUAUCUACUCUUACACUGGUCAGUCUUUCACUGACAAACUCUAUCCAAUUUUAAGCCCAGGAUUAAACAAUGAAGGUCAAGACUCAGCGCCACUGAUCAUCACACCUGUCAAUUACAGUAAAUGA